UCAAAGGUAGACAGGUCCUCCGUUUCUCGCUCUCUUCUCGUUCAGUCUCUCUCUUGUAUUUUCUCGGCCAUUUCUCCAUAAAAAGCCAUGGCCGACACCCCACCUCAGCCAACCGUAUCGGAUCCGCAGCAACAGCAGCAGCCUCCUUCACAAUACUGGUGCUACCACUGCAACAAGCGAGUCUCCGUCGAAACCCUAACAGACAUAACCGACCUGGUCUGCUGCGAAUGCCAGAAUGGCUUCGUCGAGUCUUUAACGGCCGCCUCCGCCCCUACAGCGUCGCCUCCAACACCUCCGGCUAACCGUCACGGCGAAGACCCCUCCUUUAGCCUACAAUUUCUUCAGGUCUUACGGUUAAUUGCUCAAUCUUCGCGUGACGAAGAAGCGCCGCCUCCUGCUCCUCCUCCUCAGCCUCAGCCUCCGGAUUCUGCCUCAGAUACUCCGCCCCAAGGCGAUGACUUCCUUCGUAUUGAGCUCGAUGGAUGGGACAACGACGAUGAAGAUGAUGAAGACGAACUUGAAUUCAGCAACAUCGAUGCAGAUCGCUCAGAUGAUGAUGAAAUUGGGGAGGAAGAAGACGAAGAUCCCGAUCGGGAGGAAAAUGAGGGAGAUCGCCGUCGAAGGCGCCGUGAUAUCCUUCGGCUCCGCAUCAGGGAUUUUGCUUCUCGUGCCAUGAUCGGAGAGAACCGGAAUCGGAUCUUGGACUGGUCCGAGAUCCUGAUGGGGUUGGAAGACAACUCGAUCGAAUUGCGAGUGGAAAUACCUGAAUCGGACGGUUAUAUAGGGAAUCCUGAGGAUUAUGUAGAUGCUGCGGGUUACGAGUCGUUGUUGCAGAACCUGGCAGACAGCGAUGGUGGAGUGAGGAGAGGGGCACCACCCGCGGCAAGAUUGGCAGUAUCGGCGUUAGAGACUCUGCAAAUUACGCUGGAGGCGGAGGUUUUGGUGUGCGCGAUCUGUAAGGAAUCCGUGCCAGUUGGUGAAACAGCGAAGAAAUUGCCGUGUGGGCAUGGGUACCAUGAGGACUGCAUUGUGCCAUGGUUAGGGUCGAGGAAUUCUUGCCCUGUCUGCAGAUUUGAGCUGCCGACGGACGAUCCCGAGUAUGAGGAGGAGAGAAAGAAGAGAUCGACGGCCAUUGCCUCUGUUGGACCGUCAGGUUCCGGUAGCAAUAAUAAUGAAUCUGGUUAAUGGAUACGGUAUGUUUGCAAUAUCUCCUGUUCGCUUCCUUUCUCUCUCUCUUCUUCUGCUUUUCCUUUUUUUUCCCCUCUUUUCCAAAGUUUUUUGGUGGACGAAAGGAGAGAGAUCCAGAAACCAUAUGUUUGAUUUUCUUAUUGAUGUAUAAAUAUUUCCACUUCAAAUCUCAAUUCCCCUGUUUGAUAAUAAUUCUUGAAGGAAGGACACACUUUGAAAACA
Messenger RNA from Macadamia integrifolia, 1410 nucleotides. Its product is annotated as E3 ubiquitin-protein ligase CIP8-like. Gene Ontology annotation, cellular component: cytoplasm. The record is from RefSeq and is a predicted model, not a curated record. Gene Ontology annotation, molecular function: ubiquitin protein ligase activity. NCBI's taxonomy places the organism in Eukaryota, Viridiplantae, Streptophyta, Magnoliopsida, Proteales, Proteaceae. Gene Ontology annotation, biological process: protein ubiquitination. Bases 88 to 1185 code for a protein of 365 amino acids. The transcript has a single exon.